Messenger RNA from Balearica regulorum gibbericeps (East African grey crowned-crane), 1918 nucleotides. Lineage: Eukaryota; Metazoa; Chordata; Aves; Gruiformes; Gruidae. The record is from RefSeq and is a predicted model, not a curated record.
CUGGCCCCGCUCGCCAUGGGGCUGCUGGCCCUCUCCUGCUGCGCAGCCCCUCUCCAGAGCAAGCCGCAGGCAGUUGUCACCUUCCCGGGGGAGCUGGUCAGCACCCUGUCAGACCUGGAGCUGGCAGAGAGCUACCUGCUGCGGUUCGGCUACACCACGGAGGCAGAGGCGAGGACGGGCGACAAGCACGUGUCCCUGGCCAAGGCGCUGCGCAAGAUGCAGAAGCAGUUGGGCCUGAAGGAGACGGGGGAGCUGGAUGCCAGCACGCUGGAGGCCAUGCGAGCCCCCCGCUGUGGCGUCCCUGAUGUGGGAACCUUCCUCACAUUCGAGGGGGACCUCAAGUGGGACCACAUGGACCUGACGUACCGGGUGAUGAACUACUCCCCCGACCUGGAUCCUGCUGUGAUUGAUGAUGCCUUCAAGCGAGCGUUCAAAGUGUGGAGCGACGUGACCCCCCUCACCUUCACCCAGAUAUACAGCGGCGAGGCAGACAUCAUGAUCAUGUUUGGCAGUGGAGAACACGGGGACGGAUACCCCUUCGAUGGCAAGGAUGGGCUCUUGGCCCACGCCUUUCCCCCAGGCCAGGGGAUCCAGGGCGAUGCCCACUUUGAUGACGAUGAGCUCUGGACGCUGGGAACCGGCUUAGUGGUGAAGACCCGCUAUGGGAACGCCAACGGGGCCAACUGCCACUUCCCCUUCGUCUUCGAGGGCCAAUCCUACUCCCGGUGCAUCACAGAGGGGCGCACGGACGGGCUGUCCUGGUGUGCCACCACAGCCAGCUACGACCGGGACAAGAAAUAUGGCUUCUGCCCCAGUGAACUCCUCUACACCAAUGGUGGCAACAGUGAUGGGUCCCCCUGUGUCUUCCCCUUCGUCUUUGAUGGCACCACCUACAACACCUGCACCACGGACGGACGCUCCGAUGGCUACCGUUGGUGUGCCACCACCGCCAACUUUGAUCAGGACAAGAAAUACGGCUUCUGCCCCAACCGAGACACGGCGGUGAUCGGCGGCAACUCCCAGGGGGACCCGUGCGUCUUCCCCUUCACCUUCCUGGGGCAGUCCUACAGCGCUUGCACCAGCCAGGGCCGGCAGGACGGCAAGCUCUGGUGUGCCACCACCAGCAACUAUGACACCGACAAGAAGUGGGGCUUCUGCCCAGACAGAGGUUACAGCAUCUUCCUGGUGGCUGCCCAUGAGUUCGGGCACUCGCUGGGGCUGGACCACUCCAGUGUGCGCGAGGCGCUGAUGUACCCCAUGUACAGCUACAUCCAGGACUUCCAGCUGGAUCCAGAUGAUGUCCAGGGCAUCCAGUACCUCUACGGUCGUGGCUCUGGCCCCAAGCCCACCGCCCCUGUGCCCACCGAGGAGCCCCAGCCCAUGCCCACAGAGGCUGGUUUUGAGGAGACACCAGAGCCCACAGCUGAGCCUGUUCCUGUGGACCCCAGCCGGGACGCCUGCAUGGAGAAGAACUUCGAUGCCAUCACAGAGAUCAAUGGGGAGCUACAUUUCUUCAAGGAUGGGAAAUACUGGACGCGUUCAUCCUUCUGGAAGUCUGGCAUCCAGGGUGCCUUCUCCGUCGCAGACACCUGGCCCGGCCUCCCCGCUGUCAUCGAUGCCGCUUUCCAGGACGUGCUUACCAAGAGGGUCUUCUUCUUCGCUGGUCGGCAGUUCUGGGUGUUUUCUGGCAAAAGCAUGCUGGGCCCCCGGGGGAUCGAGAAGCUGGGCAUUGGGAAGGAAGCUGGUCGCAUCUCGGGCGCCCUGCAGCGUGGCCGCGGCAAAGUGCUGCUCUUCAGCGGGGAGAGCUACUGGAGGCUGGACGUGAAGGUCCAGAGGGUGGACAAAGGCUACCCCCGCGCCACUGAUGACGUCUUCACUGGCGUCCCCCUCGACGCACGCAAUGUCUUCCUCUACCAAG